ACAGAGAGAGAGAGUGAGAAAGGAAGAUUAAUUGAAAUAUUUAUAGAGAAGGAGAGAGAGAGAGCGUUAGUGUUUAGAGAGUUGUGUGUGUGAAGAUUACUACAAAAUGUUUAGACAUACACAAAGAACAUAUAUGUACAUCUAAUAUUUUAUAUAUAUAGACCUGUGUGAAAAACAGUGAAAAGGGGAAUAUAUACAUGUAUUUAUAAACAUUUUGUAAAAUAGACACAACUAAUUAGCAAACACGUGACUAAUGCUAUUUCUCUCUCGUUUACUCCGAAGAAAAACACAGGAAACUCUUUUGAUCCGGCACAGAUAAAUAUAUUGUUGUCAUAAAGAGAAGUAGAUUACUAAGACUAUAGUCGCAGUAACACCAGACAAUAAAACCAAAGGAAGUGUAUAUAAAGAAGACUAAAUGGGCCAAGUAUUAGAUGCAUCGAGGUGGACCCGGAAGUGACCUUUGGUCUUCUUGACCAGUAAAUGAAUUAAUAUUAUUGUGAAUCACCAAUAAUGUUAUUAUUCAGUUUCUUACGUUGAUUUCGUUGGACUCGUCCACCUUUCACAUAACAAAGGUUUUGCUUUUCCUGAUUCAAUCACUCUGUCCCCCUCACUUUGUCAUUCUUCGAUUUUCUCCUGCAUCUCGCUUCGGCUCUUUUUCUUUUUGAUUGUAUUGUUCGGCCUACCACAAGUGGAUAUUUCAUUUUAUACCAGAGAGGAAAAUGUGGCGACAUCCGACGAUGUCCUGUUAUCAUCGCAGUCGGAAGAAAACCGUCCUUCACAGCUGCUGUGUUCGCUACAGCUGUAGUGAUCUAUCAUUACUUCUUUUGACUAUAUUCCUGCUGUUCCAGCCAGUCAAAUCACAGACUGUAGGGUCAACUGAACCCACAAACAGCCCAUCACCCAACAGCCAGUUUUACUGCCAAGUAAAUGCAACCAAUCAGUGUGAAGAGAAUGAGAUGUGUGCAGCAAUAAGCACAGAUAAGGGUGUAUGUAUCUGUAAGCCUGGUUUCAUGAAGAAUCAGUCAGUCAAGUGCAUUCCUAUUUCAAACUCUCAAUCUGGAACUUCUUUGGUAUCUACCUCCUCAGAAAAACCUUCCACAGUAACUGGCUCCUCAUCCACUAUCAGAAGUGUUCUAGCAAAUUCCACUGUUUCCACAACUACCAUUUCCAGCCAUCCCAAUGCUACUGACCAGUCUAGUUCCCUGAAUCAGUCCAGGACCGUCAGUAUGUCCACAAACUCUAGUCUGUCCAGUAUCUCUACAACCACCAGUUCUUCCAAUACUUCAAGUACUCCCAGUCCGUUCAGCAUUUCUAGUAUGGCUACAAAAAAAGAAGAUGUUUCUCCUGGAACUAAAAUUAAGGUUACUACACCUCAGAAUGCCACUGAUUCCAUAGUUACAACAACCAAAGCAGUGCCAAUAUUGCCUCCAUUAAAAGUGUCCGCUGGCUCCAACAAACGUCUGCAACUUCCCAAGAAUGAAAUUAUUCUUACUGCAUAUGUUAUGGAUGAGCCAUUAGAAGUCCCACCCGACUUAUUAAUCUCUACAUACACGGGAGAUAUUAAUGUGACUGAUUUUGCAGCUCAAACAUCUGAACUUGUUGCUGGUCUUUACACUUUGAAACUUGAAGUUACUGGAAACAACCGAGCUGGUGAAGCCUAUGUCAAUGUAACUGUGAUCCCACCAAAGAGGAUUAAUAAACCUCCAGUCGCUAUAAUUAAGCCAACAUCUCUCCAGAUCAAGUUACCUACAUCUGCUAUCCUUGACGGCUCAGACAGCACAGAUGACAUGAAGGUCGUCAAGUAUAAAUGGGAAGAGGUCAGUGGCCCCAUCAAUGACCGACCCAUCGAAAGUAAUGCAUCCAUGUUGAAACUUAAUCAUCUGGAACCAGGGAAAUAUCAGUUUAAGUUAACCGUGACUGAUUCUGAUGGUGCCACAAAUUCCACUUUAGCUAAUGUUACCGCUAUUAAAGAAACUGAUUACCGUCCAACAGCAAACGCAGGAUCUGACGUGGUCAUCAACCUGCCAGAGAACUCGGUCACGCUCUAUGGAAACGCCAGUACUGAUGAUAAAGGUAUUGUCAGUUAUGAGUGGACAAAAUCAUCAGAUGACCACUUAGUGGCCGACAUGAUGGGGGUUCGCUCUCCAGUCCUGAAAAUCUCAAACCUUGAGGUGGGAAAUUACAAGUUUACUUUGAAAGUCACGGAUACAGGUGGACAGAAUGCCACAGCAGACGUACACGUUUUUGUGAAACCAGAGGUGAACCAGCCACCAAUUGCUGUUACUGCUGGAGAAAUAACUGUUGUAUUACCAGUUGCCAGCCUCGUCCUUGAUGGUCAGAACAGCACAGAUGAUAAAAACAUUGAAACCUACUCGUGGACACAAACAAGUGGACCCCAGUUGACAGUGUCUAAUUCAGACAGGAACAUUGCCACAGCUACUGGGGACAUCAAGGUGGCAGUGUACAUGUUCAAACUCACAGUCCAUGACAUACAGAAACAGUCCAACUCAGCAAAUCUGAAGAUCACUGUCGCCCAGAAGGAAAACAAAGCCCCCGUGGCGGACGCCGGAGGGGACAAAGUGAUUCAACUUCCAAAAUUAAUAGUUUUGCUGGAUGGAUCCCGUUCAUAUGAUGACCAAAAAAUUGUUCGCUACCAGUGGACCCGAGAUUCAAGCAGUCUGGCUGCAGGGGAGAUUGCCAACAACUCUAACUCGGAAGCAGUGCUGCAACUCAUUAACCUAAUCGCUGGCAGAUAUAUCUUUACUCUUCAUGUCUUUGACACUGAUGGUCUGUCCAGCUCUGAUUCAGCUUCCAUUAUUGUCAAACCAGAUCCAAGUGAAAUAGACAAAAUGGUUCUCGAACUUGAUACAGACAUUGAACAUUUCACCGAAAAAAGUCUUAAAAAUAUUGAAAGUCAACUUGGCCUGCUGUUGCACAUGACAUCAGAAGAAGACGCUUACGUUCUGAGUGAGAAGGUUUAUAAAGAUUUCAACAGUGGACACCUAAAGAUAGAAUUUUAUGCUGUAUCUGUCACCAAAGAAACUAAAGUCGUGAAGAAAGGAAUCGAUGUACUUCGAUGGUUGAAACCCAAAUUGUCUUCACAAACCAACAUCUUUGAAUAUUCCAUUGUGGAUCUCAACACUUUUGUUUGUCAAAAUAAUUGUUCAGGUCAUGGCAAAUGUGACCAGUACACUAAACAAUGUUUCUGUGAGGCCUUCUGGAUGCAGAAUUUCAUUCGCACUAAAUUUUUUCAUGGUGAAAACAACUGUGAUUGGAGCAUCCUCUACGUGGUCAUUGUAUGCUUCUUAAUAGUCGUUGGCCUUGCUGGCUUUGUCUGGUUGACUUGCUGUAUAUGGAAAAGACGUCUAUGGCGGUGGAGAACCAGAAAACGGCCCAAAUAUUCUUUACUUUCACAAAAUGAUAAUGCCAAAGAAAAUUUUAAAAUGUUAACUAAAACUCGUUUAAAAGCCAAAACUGGGACUCCAGCCAGUGACUCAGAUCUUUCAAGUGAAGAUACAUUAUUUGUGAAUCACAAAAGCCACAAUGGACAAAUCUGGCCUAAAAAUGGAAUAAAUCAACACAUAAGACCAAAUAUGUUGACCUAGGAUUAAAAAAAAAAAACAAAACAAAAAACAAUUUACAUUGUUAAGUAUUUUACACCUGGAUAUUGUGAGAGCUGUAAACGAGUUAUAAGACUUUGAAAAAAGAACUCUAAGGAGAUUUUUUUUAAAAAAAUAACUACAGCAAUAUGGGAAAAAACAUUACCUUUUUUUAAAACAAAUCCCAUAAAAAUAUUUGGGUUGUCAUGACAACUUGGAAGUGUCUGUUUAUUUUUGCACCAUUUUACACAGACAUUAGAGAGUGUGUGUAUGUGUGUAUUGAGAUAAUGGGGGGAGGGGUAAGAUGGUGGAAAACCUUAUGUGUGGUGGUGGUGGGGGGGAGUGUUUGUAUGAUAAAGGCACAACAUUUGUGUUAUCAAUUCUUUAUGUUGACCAGUAAAAGAACAGUAAAAGACUGGUAACAUCCAAAGUCCAGUGUUUCACAAGAAUCCUUCCUUCAGUUUUUAAGACUUUUUCUUUUUUGCCUCUCUCCCAAAACCCUUUUGGGCAGCUGAUCUCAAACAGGAUAAUCGUUCUUCUUUUUCCAUAUCAACAACUUUUGUGUGAUGGCAUGUUUAUAUGUGUGAGCACAUAUGCAUGUUGAGUGUGUACAUAAGCAAAAGUGACAACCCAGACACAGUGCACAAUGUAUGAAGGAGAACGAGAAAUCUAAGUGCGAUUGUGAGAAUGUGAGUACACAUUUACAUGUGUGUGUGUGUAUACACACAUGAAGAUAAGAAAGAGAGCAGGAAAUUGGGUGUGUGUGGGUGAAAAAGAGAGAUUUUGUAAAUAUAAAAACUCUGUGUGUGUGUGUGUGUUUAAAAACUUUGCUCCUUCCAGAACCUUCUUUACUUUGCCUUUUAGAUGAUUGAAAAAACAUCUAAAAACAAAACAACAAAAAGAAAAAGACAAAUUCCCACAAAAAAAUACCAAAAGCAUAAACAACAAACAAUAAAACUUAUGGUGUCUUUUAAAAAUAUUUCACUCUUAAGACAACUUUUACAUUU
Octopus bimaculoides (California two-spot octopus) is the source of this 4606-nucleotide messenger RNA. Its product is annotated as dyslexia-associated protein KIAA0319-like protein. The record is from RefSeq and is a predicted model, not a curated record. NCBI's taxonomy places the organism in Eukaryota, Metazoa, Mollusca, Cephalopoda, Octopoda, Octopodidae. Gene Ontology annotation, biological process: neuron migration. Gene Ontology annotation, cellular component: cytoplasmic vesicle; membrane.